Coffea eugenioides is the source of this 1437-nucleotide messenger RNA. RefSeq lists its product as uncharacterized. The transcript has a single exon. Gene Ontology annotation, molecular function: RNA-DNA hybrid ribonuclease activity; nucleic acid binding. Bases 1 to 1437 code for a protein of 478 amino acids. NCBI's taxonomy places the organism in Eukaryota, Viridiplantae, Streptophyta, Magnoliopsida, Gentianales, Rubiaceae. Gene Ontology annotation, biological process: DNA integration. The record is from RefSeq and is a predicted model, not a curated record.
AUGGCAAAAUGGCAGAUGAUUCUUUCGGAAUUUGACAUUAUUUUUACUACACAAAAGGCAAUCAAGGGCCAGGCUGUGGCAGACCAUUUGGCUGAAAAUCCACUGAAAGAUGAUUAUCAACCGCUUCACACUUAUUUUCCGGAUGAGGAGGCCCUGUUCGUGGGUAUAGCAGAAGAUAUGAAUGAUCAAUGCCCGGAGUGGAGAUUGUUCUUUGACGGCGCAUCAAAUUCCUUCGGGGCCGGUAUUGGGGCUGUUCUAGUAUCGCCUGAAGGAAAGCAUUACCCUGGUUCGGCCAAACUCCGAUUUUUCUGUACUAACAAUAUGGCUGAAUAUGAAGCUUGCAUUUUUGGGUUAAAAAUGGCGUUAGAAAUGGAGAUUAGGGAUUUACUAGUGUUCAGCGAUUCAGAUUUGCUUGUACAUCAGACUCUCAAGGAGUGGAUCACUCGGGAUUCAAAAAUCUUGCCUUAUCAUUGCAACUUACUGGAGUUAGCAAAUAAAUUUAGGAGUUUGGAGUUUCGGCAUAUUCCCCGUGUCAGAAAUGUCUUUGCCGAUGCACUUGCCACCUUAUCUUCGAUGAUUCAACAUCCAGACGAGUUGGUAAUUGAACCCAUCCAGAUUCAUCUACAAGAAAAACCUGCUCACUGCUUAGUUGUGGAAAAGUCUUUCGAUGGCCGUCCCUGGUACAAUGAUAUCAAGGAAUUUCUCAAAACGGGAUCCUAUCCUCCUGGGGCCGAUACAACUACUAAAAGCUUCUUGCGCAGAUUGUCUUCCAAAUUUUUCCUAAACGGAGAGGUGGUAUACAAAAGAACGUCAGAUUUGGGCCUUUUGAGGUGUGCUGAUGAGGACGAAGCAGAAUACCUGAUGAAAGAAGUACAUAGUGGAGUAUGUGGAUCACAUAUGAAUGGCCACUUAUUAGCAAAGAAGAUCAUGAGGACCGGACACUUUUGGCUUACUAUGGAGCAUGAUUGUGUAGUUUUUGUUAGGAAAUGCAUCAAGUGUCAAUUGCAUGGAGAUGUUAUACGCACUCCCCCCACAGAAUUACACAGUAUGACUGCUCUCUGGCCAUGUUCAAUGUGGGGCAUGGAUGUGAUUGGAACCAUUGACCCUCCCGCUUCAAAUGGGCAUCGAUUUAUUCUAGUGGCAAUUGAAUACUUCACCAAGUGGGUUGAAGCUGAAUCUUAUAAGCAUGUGACUAAGAAGGUGGUGACGGACUUUCUAAGGAAGCAUAUCAUUUGUCGUUUUGGAGUGCCGGAGACAUUAAUCACUGAUAAUGCCAAAAAUCUCAACAAUAACAUGGUGGAUGGUUUGUGCGAACAGUUCAAAAUCAAGCAUCGAAACUCCUCUAAUUAUAGGCCACAGAUGAAUGGAGCAGUAGAGGCUGUAAAUAAGAACUUGAAGAAAAUAAUCUGUAAGAUGAUUGAGAGACACCGUGAUUGA